Trichoderma asperellum CBS 433.97 is the source of this 624-nucleotide messenger RNA. RefSeq lists its product as uncharacterized. Gene Ontology annotation, biological process: dolichol-linked oligosaccharide biosynthetic process. Lineage: Eukaryota; Fungi; Ascomycota; Sordariomycetes; Hypocreales; Hypocreaceae. Gene Ontology annotation, molecular function: hexosyltransferase activity. Gene Ontology annotation, cellular component: UDP-N-acetylglucosamine transferase complex. The record is from RefSeq and is a predicted model, not a curated record.
AUGGCAACUCUUCAACGGAAUUGCCUAGUAACCGUAGGCGCAACUGUUGGCUUCAAGAAGCUAACCGAACAAGUGCUGCUACCCGCAUUCUGGCAGUUCCUAAGCUCAGAGGGCUUUACUUCACUACGCAUCCAAUGCGGUCCAGACGUUUCUUGGGCAAUGACUCUUUUGGACGAUCGCAAUGCUGAUAUACCAGAGGGACUGAUGGUAGAUGUCUUUGAAUCUACAAAGAAUCUCAUGAGAGAUGAAAUGACGCUGUGCAGGGCCGAGAGCGGACUGCGCUCCACGGGUUUGGUUAUUUCUCAUGCGGGAACCGGCACAAUUCUUGAUGCCUGGAAGGUCGGCCUCCCAGUAAUUGUCGUGCCCAAUGAAGAGCUGCUAGAUAAUCACCAGGCCGAGAUGGCCAAGCAUCUCGCAAAAGAAGGCUACGCAAUCAUGAGUACAGCCAGUUGUACGGACCUCCAAGGAGCAAUCCAUAAGGCGGAUCGGCUUUGGGAGGAAAACCAGUCUCGCUGGCCACCCCACUCAGUUAAGCCUCAGAAGAAUGCCGGCAGCCUUCGCCUUUGGGAGAUUCACCCUCAGGAGGUCGAGAGGGAGGAGGACGCAAAAAUGGUUAAUGACUAG